Molecule: messenger RNA, 2256 nt
Organism: Aspergillus fumigatus Af293
Lineage: Eukaryota; Fungi; Ascomycota; Eurotiomycetes; Eurotiales; Aspergillaceae
Source: RefSeq, a predicted model, not a curated record
AUGGCCCAGGUCACUGUGGGCUCGGUUGCCGCAGAGGUUGCAGAUAACUAUGCACUCGACCAUGACAUCCAAAGCGACUCAGGCUUGGAAAGUCUUGACAACGAUUCCUCCUGGGACUCCGAUGUACAGAACUAUGACUGGGACUCUGACUGGUCGGACGAGGAUGCCACUCUUGCUAGACCUACGAAGAGGAUAGCUGUCAAUCGUGAUAAGCACGCCGAUUUCAUUGACUUGACUGACAAGCCAUCCCUUCCAGCACCAGGGACUAUGUCAACUCCAACAACUGCUGCGCCUGCAACACUCAUGGCGGCCGCUCCCUGUCAAUACUCUCAUGAUAUAGCCGCGUUGUCGGUUCAGAUCAUGGAGCUUUUUCCAGAUAUCUGCCGCGAAUAUCUGAAAGGACUUCUGUCUCGCUACGCGGAUAACAUGUCUCUCACUGGAUCGAAUGUGGCCUCUGGAAUGCUGUUGGCCAUGAAGGAGAUGGUGGUCGAGGAAAUCUUGGCCAACCCAUCAUAUCCCAAGCGCAAGCAACUGAAGAGAAAGAGAAAAGAUACCAAAGACGAUGACAAAGAUAAUAAAUGGACAUCUAUAAACCACAACGGGGAGCCUUGGUAUCAGGAAGCCGCGGAGAAGAAGAAUCUGUUCUCGGCUUGCCAAGCUCUGUCAACUACAGAAAAUGCGCCUGCACCUACUCGGCGGCCUUACGACAAAUUGAAACGGGCAAGAGUCCGCAGACAUAAGGAUAUACGCUUGGACAUAUACAAUCAUCCGGCCUAUGGAGAGUUGCAGAUGGAAGCGAAAGAUGCCAAGCUAAAGCUUGCCAAGGAUGCUGAGCUCAUUCAAAAUCAGAAAAGGCAAGAAGAGGCUGAGAGAAGGAACCAAGAGCAGCACGCCCGGGCGGGGACUCUAGUAGAGUGCCAAUGCUGCUAUUCUGAUGUUCCUCCAAACAGAACCAUAACAUGCGAAGGAGAGAAUGUUCAUUUCUUCUGCUUCUCCUGUAUCCGCAAGUCUGCAGAGACACAGAUUGGCCUCAUGAAGUACCAGCUUCAAUGCUUUGACACUAGCGGUUGUCAGGCUGGCUUUCCGCGCUCCGAGAUAAAGGAGGUGCUUGGAUCUUCGAUUAUGGCAAAAUUGGAUGCUCUCCAACAGCAAGACGAGAUCUCUCGUGCCAACAUCGAAGGGCUGGAAAGCUGCCCUUUCUGCGAAUUCAAGGCCAUCUGCCCACCGGUCGAGGAAGACCGGGAGUUCCGUUGCUGCAACCCAUCCUGUGAGGUGGUCAGCUGCCGGUUAUGCAAGGAUGUCACCCAUGUACCCAGAACGUGUGAAGAAGCGAAAAAAGACAGGGGCAUCUCCGAGCGCCACCUGGUCGAAGAAGCCAUGAGUGAGGCUCUGAUUCGCAAUUGCCCUCGAUGCAAACUCAAAAUCGUCAAGGAGUUCGGUUGCAACAAAAUGACAUGCCCGAGUUGCAGGUGCUGCAUGUGUUAUCUGUGUAAGAAAGACAUUACACGCGAACAAUAUGCUCAUUUCGGCUAUGGUCCCAACGCCUGUCCCGUCGAAGAUGAUCCCACGCGUGACCAGAAAGAGGUCGAACAAGCACAGAGGAAGACAAUCGAGGAGAUUCGGGCAGAGAAUCCCGGCCUCACCAGUGAGGAACUCCAGGUGAAACUUCCGGAGGCGAAUAACACAAAUCAGAGAAGGGAGCGGGCGAGGGCUCCUUACCACUUUCAUCGAGACCCGGCCUUCAAUGUUAUUAUGCAAGCUCAGCGCCAGGCUCGACUUGAAGCAAAUCAACAGCGUGCCUUGGAGCGGGAGGGACUUAACCCCUUUGCACAGGCCAUCGACGAUUUCCAGGGCUUCCUGGAUGCUAUACAGUUUCCUGCGUUUGGACAUCACGACAUGCCGGUUGCAAUUAACAAUCCACCCCCGGCCGGCCAACCCCAUCUUGACGCUCCCGGUGAGCAUCGUGUUCACGCAGGAGCAGGUUUGGCAGCCAACAUAACCGGUGCUAGACAGCUGGCGGGAGCUGGCCUGCGCAAUGAUCCUUUCCUCGUCGAUGAUCCCGUGCGAGUGAAUCAGAAUCAGCCAACCGGAUACGCUCCCUAUGAUCAGUACUUUCCACCUCCAAUGCUUGCGAAUGCUCAGCGAGGCAUCAUGCCUCCUGCUCCGCAUUACCUGAACGCAGAUCCAUACGGCUACCAAUACAUUGGACAACAACCACUACCAGCUUACAGAAAUGACUUUUAUCCUUUUUACUGA